AUGGACCCAGUCACAAUUACCAUCAAUGGUAACGUGGUUCACCACGAUGCUCAACGUGAAGGCGGGGUUCAUUUCGCCCCGGAUGCAUCGCACACAGAUUAUCUUAUCCUGCAGUCUUUUUCUCCUUUGGAUGACUCACAGAGAGAACGUCUAAGUGCGCUUGGGGUUGGCGUUCAACAAGUCAUUUCAGGCAACACAUACUUUUGCAAAUACGAUCCGCACGAGCUGCAAGAACUCCGAUCCCUGCCGUUCCUCAACUUUGUGAACCCUUACCAUCCAGAUUAUGUGGUUGAAGAUGCGCUCAAAGCUGGUGGCUAUAGACCAUCGGACGAGGAGCGGCAUGAGGUGUAUAUUACGCCCCAUGAUGAUUGCGCCUCGCCUGAAGAUCUAAGGGCUCUUGCACAGAGCAUCGCUGAUCGCCUCAACGUGGAUGUUUCCGACUUUGUCCCACAGACUGGCUACCUGCGGGGAUGGCUGAAGCCAGAGGAUCUCGCCGUAGUAGCCAAGUUUGAUAAAGUCCGUUUCAUCAGUGAGGUCCAGGAAGACGUUGCCUUCAAUUGGAUUGCUCGAGGGGAUAUCAAUGUUGUGGAUCCUUCCGUGGCUGCAGUUAUGUUCCAAUCCAAGGCUCAAUAUGAGUGCGAGGGUGAAAUCGUGGCUGUGGCUGACCAAGGCUUUGACGACCAGCAUCCAGCUUUUACAUCCGUCGGCUCUACGGGCACUACCACCAGAGUCACCGCCAAAAGUUACCGACAGAAGGUCCCCGGUGGUGUUACGGAUGUGAAUGCCCAUGGAACCCACGUCGCAGGCAGUGUGGCGGGCAACUGGAACUCUCCAGGAGUACAAGCUCCUAUUAUGGGUACUGCUCCCAAGGCAAAGCUAUUCUGCCAAGUAUUGUUCGAGCAGGAUGGGACAAAAAUCAAGUAUCCAACAAAUGAAAGUCUUCAGACCAUUAUUAAAGAAGCGAAAGACCUAGGGGCCAGUGUGCAUACGAACUCCUGGGGCACCCCUUUGAGGACUGUUGGAUCUAGCUUGCAACAGAACGACUACACAAGGGAAUCAGUGGAUGUUGACCAGUCAGCAUGGGACAAUCGCGACCUCACUAUUCUGUUUGCCGCUGGAAAUCAUGGUCGUUAUGCAACACCUGGAGGGCAAAUUGGAGCUCAGGCAGCUUCCAAGAACUGCAUUACUGUUGGUGCCUGCGAACCGUCCCACCCCCUUGACUAUGACGCUUCUCGAACACCUGUCAGUCGAUUCAGCUUGGGCCAACCUCGAGGGAACACCAAUCGAAUGGGGUUCUUCAGUAGUGUUGGGCCAACAAAAAACACUCUGAGCACAGGAAAUAACAGCCGCAUCAAGCCAGACGUCGUCGCCCCUGGAGCAUGUAUCUAUUCUGCCAAGUCUAGACAAGCUACAAAAGUUGGAGAUGGAGCAGGCCAGCCAUUUAAUUACCUCGGAACGCCUCCUGAUAACACACCACCAAACGACCUAUUCGUCUUUCAGCAAGGCACUAGCAUGGCUACGCCGAUCGUGGCCGGCUGUUGUGCUGUGAUAGUCAAAGCACUACGUAUUGCAAACAUAACCAUCUCAUCAGCACUAGUCAAGGCUAUUUUGAUCAAUGGGACAACUGAUAUGACAACAACUAGAGUAACCCAACGCAUGAUAGGAAAGAGACCUUUAACUGUCCCGCCCGCUGUUCCAGAGAUAUUUCUCCCAGAAGCAGAAAUAGAUCUCUCAGCGACACCAUCGCCCCAGCAGGGCUUCGGCCGCAUAAAUCAAGCUAAAUCACUGCUGUGCAUUCCAGCCUAUGGUGGAUCCUACGGCGGAGUAUACCCUCUAAGCGGGCAGCCAGCGCUUGCACUUCAAAAACGUCAGGUGGAGGAGGUAUUAUCCAUCACCAUUCCUACCGCCCCCUCAACCGAUGGCACAACUCUUGGUACUCUGAUACCCAAAUUAACAGUUACCAUGUGCUAUACCGACGCGCCGAGCGUACAAAACUCCGGGGGGUUGGUGAAUAUAGUGGCUAUGAACGUAAAGGCAGGCGGUCAAGUCAGGUAUGGGAACAAGUCAGACACAGACACCCAGCCUGACAUAGUCAACAACGUUCAGAAGGUUGUAUGGACCGAUAUCCCGGUCGGAGACGCCAAGGUUUUCGUUAAAUGCAUUGCUUUGAAUUGGGGCCUUAAAGGCAGUGCACUGAAUGACCUAACAGGAGGACAAGACUUUGCUAUAGCUUGGUACUUGGAAUGGGUAGAUACAUCUGGUAACGCUGAGUACAGGGCAUUGAACAAUAGAUUAUAUUUCAUUGCGAUUCACAAGACGUUUCUUGGAUUGGUCCCAUAG
This is a messenger RNA of Fusarium oxysporum Fo47, 2340 nucleotides long. Its product is annotated as peptidase S8/S53 domain-containing protein. The record is from RefSeq and is a predicted model, not a curated record. Lineage: Eukaryota; Fungi; Ascomycota; Sordariomycetes; Hypocreales; Nectriaceae. Gene Ontology annotation, molecular function: serine-type endopeptidase activity. The coding region runs from base 1 to 2340 and encodes 779 amino acids. Gene Ontology annotation, biological process: proteolysis. The transcript is spliced from 3 exons.